Rhopalosiphum padi (bird cherry-oat aphid) is the source of this 813-nucleotide messenger RNA. RefSeq lists its product as uncharacterized. Lineage: Eukaryota; Metazoa; Arthropoda; Insecta; Hemiptera; Aphididae. Gene Ontology annotation, cellular component: nucleus; transcription regulator complex. Gene Ontology annotation, biological process: regulation of transcription by RNA polymerase II. Gene Ontology annotation, molecular function: DNA binding. The transcript has 4 exons. The record is from RefSeq and is a predicted model, not a curated record. The coding region runs from base 40 to 813 and encodes 257 amino acids.
GAUAUUAUUUUUAAUUUUUAAUUUUUGUUCAUAAUAAUUAUGUCAAAAUCUACAUUUUUAUCGAACGAUGAUGAAGUUUUGGUCGAAGAAAUUGGGAAGCAACCUGUGUUGUAUGACAGCUCCCACGAUAAAUAUAAAGACAUAAUAUAUAAAGAUGUGAUUUGGAACAAUAUUUCAUCGAUAGUUGGAAAAUCAACAGUAGAUUGCAAAAAAAGAUGGCGUAAUAUUCGCAAUACAUACAUGCGAAAUAAGAAGAAGCUAGGAACUGGAUCAGCCGCUGCUUUAGCUAAAAAGAAAUGGCCUUUAGCUGGACAUGUAACAUUUUUGGAUCAUGUAGAGUACGAACGGAACACCACAACAAAUGUAUUGAAUGAUCUUGAGUCGACAUGCACGACAACAAAUGUAUUGAAUGAUCUUUACUCAUAUCAUAGGCAAAGAGGCCACACACACAGAAAACGUUCAAGAAGCAAAACUGAGAAGCUGGACUAUGUAAAAAGAGUUAAGGAACGAACAGCUAUAAUAAACACCAUACAAGCUCAAAAUCAAGCCAUUUUAAAUAAAGAAGUUGAUGACGAAAUUGAUUUAUUUUUUAAAAGUAUGGCAAUAUCAGUAAAGAAACUACCAUCUAGAGGAAAACAAGAAGCGAAGUUACAAAUUCUAACAUUGAUAUCAGAACUGGAACGUAAAUAUACAGAAACGCUUGCGCAACCCGCUCAAGUUUUGUUUCAAAUGCCCUCUCAGAAAAGUCAUAAUCUUAUGUCACUUUCGAGUUCGUCAUCACCAUGUUUUAGUUCUUCAUCGGGCACUUCGUAA